AUGCGGCCGCGCCUCGCCGAGGAGCUGCGGCGCGUCGAAGACGAGUAUGAGCCCCUCGUGGCGGCGCUGCGGGCGACGCUCGACGCCGCGCGCGAGGAGUGCCGCACGCUCGCGAAGCGCAACCGGCGCCUCGAGCGCGAGCUCCGGCGCCGCGACGGCGACGCCGUGUCGGCGGAGCGCAACCGGCGCCUUGAGGACGUGGCCCGCAACCGGCGCCUCGACGAGGCCCGCGGCGACGCCGCGCGGCGCCACGACGAGUCGCGCGGCGCGGCCGCGGAGCUCGAGCGGCGCCUCGCGGCCGCGGACGCCGCGGCGCGCGCGGACCUCGCUGCGGCGCGCGCCGCCGGCGACGCGGUGCGCGCGGACCUCGCCGCGGCGCGCGCCGCCGGCGACCGCGCGGCCGAGGCCCUCGCGCGCUGUCGGGGCGACCUCGACGCGGAGCGCGGUCGGACCGCUGCGCUCACGCGCGACCUCGCCGCGGCGCGCGCGGCCGCCGGCGCGGCGACCGCGGCGACCGCGGCGACCGCGGCGACCGCCGGCCGCUCGGCGCACCCGCUCCGCGACCGGACGUACGCGUUCCUCUGCCCGAGCCGGUGCGGCGCCGAGGAGCCCCGGGCCGUGCGCGCGCGCGCGUCCGACGGCGCGCUCCACAUCGACGCGUCGCGCGGCGCGCCGUGCCCCCUGACGCUCCUCGCCGGGCCGCGGCCGCACACCUACUACCUCCGGAGCGAGGCGCCGCCGCGCGCCUACGUCACCGUCCGCGAGGGCGGCGACGGAGCGCUGCUCCUCGACGCGUCCGCGGACGCGGCGCUCGACGCGCUCGCCUUCGAGCUCGCGCCCUGCGCGGCGCCCGGCGGCGCCCCGACCCACCCGCUCGGCGGCCGCACGUUCAAGCUCCUCAACGUCUACGACGCCGGCGCCGGGCCCGAGAACGCGUUCGUCGGCCGCGCGGCGGACGGCGGGCGCCUCCGCGCCGCGUACCACGAGGGAGACGCGAUGCCGCUGACCCUCCUUCCCGUCGAGGGGCGGCCCCAUGAGUACGUGCUCCGCGGCGGCGCGCCCGCCGCGUACGUCUCCUUCGCCGACGACGGCGGCUGGCUCCACGCGCGCUACGAGCGGCGGCGCGACGCCAUGAGCGUCAGGCUCCACCUACGCACGUCGAACAACGCCGGGACGUGCCGCGGCGACCAGUUCCUCCUCUCGAACGAGUUCAAGCCGUCCAAGUACGCCGGCAAGUGGAUAUCGUUCUCGUCCAACGGGAACUGGCUCCGGUGCACCUACGACCGCGAGAGCGACGCCAUGUCCGUGAUGCUCUUCCCCGCGUAG
Molecule: messenger RNA, 1326 nt
Organism: Aureococcus anophagefferens
Lineage: Eukaryota; Pelagophyceae; Pelagomonadales; Pelagomonadaceae
Exons: 2
Coding region: 1-1326 (441 amino acids)
Source: RefSeq, a predicted model, not a curated record